This is a messenger RNA of Pipistrellus kuhlii (Kuhl's pipistrelle), 4872 nucleotides long. It is a transcript of the gene ARHGAP39, whose product is annotated as Rho GTPase activating protein 39. The record is from RefSeq and is a predicted model, not a curated record. Gene Ontology annotation, molecular function: GTPase activator activity; protein binding. Bases 280 to 3651 code for a protein of 1123 amino acids. Lineage: Eukaryota; Metazoa; Chordata; Mammalia; Chiroptera; Vespertilionidae. Gene Ontology annotation, biological process: signal transduction. Gene Ontology annotation, cellular component: cytoskeleton; cytoplasm. The transcript has 12 exons.
GGCGGGUUGCGCUGGUGACGGGAGGACGCGCGGCCGCGGGCGCUGGGCCGGUGGAGGCGGCGGCGGCGGCGGCGGCGGACUCGGACCGGGCGGCGGACGCGGGCCGGGCGGCGGCGACGGGGAGGCCGCGGGCUUCUCACGCGGCGCGCGGGCCGGGAUGAGGGGCUGUGUCGGCGCGGCCCGCGCGCAGCCGGCAGGGUGGCACCUUGCCUUGUGGUGCUGAAGGAGGCGUCCCGAUGAUCCGCUGACAGUCUGCCGGGGUCACGGGGAGAGGCCGAGAUGUCCCAGCUGCAGGACUGCGAAUGUGAGAGCCAUCAUGCUGGCCUGCCCGAGCCUCGGGCCUCGGGGCCGAGCACCAGGCUGGAGUGGGUGGAGAUCAUCGAGCCGCGCACCCGCGAGCGCAUGUACGCCAACCUGGUGACCGGUGAGUGCGUGUGGGACCCGCCCGCGGGCGUCCGCAUCAAGCGCACCAGCGAGAACCAGUGGUGGGAGCUCUUCGACCCCAACACGUCGCGCUUCUACUACUAUAGCGCCACCACACAGCGCACCGUGUGGCACCGGCCGCAGGGCUGCGACAUCAUCCCCCUGGCCAAGCUGCAGACGCUGAAGCAGAAUACAGAGUCCCCUCGCGCCUCUGCCGACAACAGCCCCGGGCGCGGCAGCAGCCUCAGCCGAGAGGGCAGCACCAGCUCCUCCCUGGACCCCGAGCCAGACCCUGGGGAGAAGGCACAGGAGCUGCUGGGGAGGAGCAGGCAGAUGGCAUUUGGGGCUGCAAAGGAGGAAAGUGGCAGGUGGGCGCUGCGGGGCAGCUCUUCCCCACCAGGAGUGUUUCCUGAGAAGGACUAUGAGGUUUACCGGGAUUACAGUGCAGACGGCCAGCUUCUUCACUACAGGACCUCCUCCCUCCGGUGGAACUCGGGCACCAAGGAGCGCAUGCUCAUCAAAGUUGCUGACCGGGAGCCCAGCUUCCUCUCCCCACAGGGCAACGGGUUCCCCCAGGACAGCCAGCCUGGGGGCCGCUCCCGAAGACCCUCGGGUGGGCAGCACUCACCCAGCCUGCAGACCUUUGCCCCGGACACAGACAGCUCAGUCUUCUUCCCGGAGCGGAGGCCAUCGCCCUUCCUGAAGAGGUCCGAGCUGGGGAGCUGCUCCCCCCUGCUGACCCAGCCCCGCAAGCCGGCCUGCGACUCACAGCCCUCUUCCCCGCGCUAUGCCUACGAGCCCCCCCUUUAUGAAGAGCCCCCCAUCGAGUUUCAGGCCCCCAUCUACGAUGAACCCCCCAUGGACGUGCAAUACGAGGCCGGCGGUGCCUGCCAGGGUGGUUCCCCCCAGCGCUCUCCGGGCCGGAAGCCCGUGCCCUUCCCGCAGUCGCCCAAGCAUGCCUCUGCCUCCCCCUUCCAGCAGCUGGUGCUCACCCGACAGAAGUGCCCAGAGCGCUUCCUGAGCCUGGAGUACAGCCCUGCGGGCAAGGAGUAUGUGCGACAGCUGGUGUACGUGGAACAGGCCGGCUCGAGCCCCAGGCUGCGGGCAGGCCCACGGCACAAGUACACGCCCAACCCUGGGGGGGGGUCCCUCUCACUACAGCCCAGCCCCUGCCUGCUGCGGGACCAGCGCCUGGGGGUCACAUCUGGGGACUACAGCAGCAUGGAGGGGCCUGAGGUGCGGCAUGCCCCUCCGCCCUCACCGCUCCCCCAGGCCCAGGACGAUGCCAUGUCCUGGUCUAGCCAGCAGGACACCAUGUCCUCCACAGGCUACUCUCCAGGCACACGCAAGAGAAAGAGCAGGAACCCCUCUCUGUGCCAUGCCCCCAGUGCCUCGUCCACCGAUAGCCCUGGGGACCUCGACCUGCUCCCACAGUCCCUGGCUGAGGAGCGUCCCAAGUGUGGGCCCAGCCUGGCCCCGAAGCACAUGGAGGCCAAGACGGGCGAGGCAGACGGGGCACGGGGGGGCGCCGAGCCCUUCCUGGCGCAGGCGAGGCUGGCCUGGGAGGCUCAGCAGGCCCACUUCCACAUGAAGCAGAGGGGGAGCUGGGACUCCCAGCAGGAUGGCUCAGGCUACGAGAGUGACGGGGCCGUGCCCCUGCCCAUGCCCGGGCCUGUGGUGCGCGCCUUCAGCGAGGACGAGGCCUUGGCCCAGCAGGAGAGCAGCCGGCACUGGCAGAGGGGCGCCUUGGAGAGGCUGGCCUUCCCCCAGAUCUUGCUCGAGAAAAGCGUCUCUGUGCAGACCAACCUGGCCUCCCCUGAACCCUACCUCCACCCCUCACAGUCCGAGGACCUCGGCUCCUGUGCCCAGUUUGAGAGCGGCCGACAGCCCCGGAGUGUGAUGCCCAGUGCCAGCUGCGUGUUCCCCACAUUCACUCUGCGCAAGCCAUCCUCAGAGACCGACAUCGAGAACUGGGCCUCUAAACACUUCAACAAGCACACGCAGGGCCUCUUCCGGCGGAAAGUGUCCAUCGCCAACAUGCUGGCCUGGAGCAGCGAGUCCAUCAAGAAGCCCAUGAUCGUGACCAGCGACCGCCACGUGAAGAAGGAGGCGUGCGAGAUCUUCAAGCUGAUCCAGAUGUACAUGGGCGACCGGCGUGCCAAGGCGGACCCGCUGCACGUGGCCCUGGAGAUCGCCACCAAGGGCUGGAGCAUGCAGGGCCUGCGGGACGAGCUGUACAUCCAACUCUGCCGGCAGACCACGGAGAACUUCCGCCUGGAGAGCCUGGCCCGAGGCUGGGAGCUCAUGGCCAUCUGCCUGGCCUUUUUCCCACCCACACCCAAGUUCCACUCCUACUUGGAGGGCUACAUCUACCGGCACAUGGACCCCGUCAACGACACCAAAGUGACACAGCACAUGAAGCAGCUCCUGGACAGGAACUCUAAGAAGAAGUCCAAGUUGAGAAAGAAACCCAAGCCCUAUGUUGAGGAGCCAGAUGGGGUGGCGAUCAGCACAUAUGCCAAGUACUGCUACCACAAGCUGCAGAAGGCAGCCCUGACAGGGGCCAAGAAGGGACUGAAGAAACCCAACAUGGAGGAGAUCCGGCAUGCCAAGAACGCGGUGUUCAGCCCGUCCAUGUUCGGCAGCGCCUUGCCGGAGAUCAUGAGCAUGCAGAAGGAGCGCUACCCAGAGCGGCAGCUGCCCUGGGUGCAGACCCGGCUGUCUGAGGAGGUGCUGGCGCUCAACGGUGACCAGACAGAAGGCAUCUUCAGAGUCCCCGGGGACAUUGAUGAAGUGAACGCCCUGAAGCUCCAGGUGGACCAGUGGAAGGUGCCUACAGGCUUGGAGGACCCCCACGUCCCCGCGUCGCUGCUGAAGCUGUGGUACCGGGAGCUGGAGGAGCCCCUGAUCCCGCACGAGUUCUACGAGCAGUGCAUCGCUCAGUACGAGAGCCCGGAGGCUGCCGUGGCCGUGGUGCACUCGCUGCCCCGCAUCAACCGCCUGGUGCUGUGCUACCUCAUCCGCUUCCUCCAGGUGUUCGUGCAGCCUGCCAACGUGGCCAUCACCAAAAUGGAUGUAAGCAACCUGGCCAUGGUGAUGGCGCCCAACUGCCUGCGCUGCCGAUCGGACGACCCGCGCGUCAUCUUCGAGAACACGCGCAAGGAAAUGUCCUUCUUGCGCGUGCUCAUCCAGCACCUGGACACCAGCUUCAUGGAGGGCGUGCUGUAGCGCGUGGGCCGGGGGACGAGGGUGGGGACACCAGGCUCGGUGCACCAGGGCAGGGGAGCACGUGGGGAGGGGGGAGGGAAUGCCCCAGCCGUGGAGGUAGCAUGCCAGGCUCCGGCCAUGCCCGGCCCAGCCCUGGAACAUCCCCCCUCCCCCAGGACUCGGCCAGGGUAGAGGGACUUUGAGAAGGGUGCCUCUGACUCCACCUGCCUCAUGGCCAGUGCCGGGGGACUGCCCGUCCCCCACCACACGCCAGCCAGGGUCAGCCCCAAGAAAGUGCCUUCUGUUUCCUGGAGCCAAGUGACACUGCCCCACAGGCGCCGAGGGCACAGCCACCUCCCGGGGCUCCUGUGCUCAGCCUGGGCCUGGCGUGGGCCCUUCAGGUAGCCUCUCUCCCUCAAUCGUCUGACCUGCAGUUUCCUCCCUACUCAGGCCCCCAUUCCCUAGCCACCUGUGGCCUCCAGCAUACUAACUGCACAGGAGUUUGGGGGCUCCAGGAGACUGGGCUAUCCAACAUCUGAGCCUGGCCCAGGCAGAGCCCGGCAGGCUAUCUCUGGGUGGGGAGGGACCCCCAAACCAAAGUCCUCUGAGGGGGCAGGCAUGGGCAGGCAUUCUUGGGGCAGGGUGGGGGAGGACAAGAGUAUUUUUUCUUGGUGUAACUAUAAAUUCAGAAUCUAUCCUGCAGCCCAACCCUCCUGUGUAUAGAGAUAUAAAUAGAGGGAAAGAUAUAAGAACUACAUUUGCUAAUGACAUAGUUUUAACCCAAAUGUUAUUUAUCUCCAAGCCAUCCUAACCCGUCCUCUGUGAAGAGCAAGUUAUUUCUUUUUCUUCUCCACUUUUUGGCUUCUGACCAAAAACCAUAUCCUGCCUCUCCCCAGAGCGAGAGGGAAGGCGCUGAGGGCGCCCAGGACUGCCCUUCCUGGAGGCCAGAGCUGGGGAGAGGGGACCCCUAGACUCUCAGUUUGUACAUUUUCCAUUUUGGAAUUUUCAGUUUAAAUUACAAAACUUAAUUUCUCCCCAGUUUUUAUAUAUAUAUAUAUUUUUAGAGUUGAGUUUUUAUUUAUUAAAAAAGCCCAGCCCUGCAGAAGCUCGGGUACCCUUGGAUGGUGUGUCCUCAGUCAGGUGAUUUUGGGCCUGAGUGGGGCAACCUUAGCCACAGACUUGCUCUGACGCAUGGACUGAAGAGGUGACAACUGUGUGAAUAAAGUACAUAUGGAACCUUGG